AUGGGCUCCGGGCAUGGAGAAACUCCCUCCACAUCCAUCUCCAUCUUCCCAUUCACUGGAGGACAAGACAAAAGCGGAGCGCAGAUUUGACAGCCGCCGGCGGCGGCUCAGCUGCCGGUGGCACGCAUGGCUCGCCGAGGAGGAGCCGCCUCCCGCGCGCCCUCCCUCCCGCUAGCCUUCGCCCGCGCGCCCCGCAGCUCCGCUCCGCUCGGCUCCGGCACCGGCGGCGGGCCCGGGGAGCGCGAGCAGCGGGUGGCCGCGCGUCCUCGGAGCAGUGGCCUUCAGGAGCCCCCGGCAGUCCCGCUAAGCCGAGCGCAUCCCGGAGGCGGCGGCAGCGACGCCUCCCAUCCACGCGCCCAGCCCCGGGGCCGCCCGGGGACUCCCUCCCCAGCUGGGCCUCCGAUCCUUGUCGCUUUCCAGUCUCUCCGGGGGCCUCUCGGCGUCUCCCCUCCCCUCCGCUCUGAACAAAGUUACUGGAAGAACAAUCGCAUUGCUGGGACCUGCCGGCGAAACUGA
This is a messenger RNA of Balaenoptera ricei (Rice's whale), 516 nucleotides long. Its product is annotated as translation initiation factor IF-2. The record is from RefSeq and is a predicted model, not a curated record. Lineage: Eukaryota; Metazoa; Chordata; Mammalia; Artiodactyla; Balaenopteridae.